Molecule: messenger RNA, 2076 nt
Organism: Manis javanica (Malayan pangolin)
Lineage: Eukaryota; Metazoa; Chordata; Mammalia; Pholidota; Manidae
Source: RefSeq, a predicted model, not a curated record
CGAACCACAUUUCCCAGCAGGCCCUGCAGGUCUCCAGCGCCUGCGCCCUAGCAGCGUAGGCAGCACCGCGGAACUCCCGCGCUACCCAGGCACUGGGUCUUCUCUUGCCCUGGGCAUGGAGGGGGUCCCGGUGGUGGCGACAGGCUGCGCGGGCGCUGCCACAACCGAGGGAGCAGCAGCCGUGCUGCCCCCGCCUGCGGUCUCCCCGCCUGCCCUCACACCAGCGCCCGCAGCGGGUGAGGCGGCUCUACCGCCUUUGCCUGAGGCGGGGGCUCCCGGCUGCUCAGGCUCCCGGCCCCCUGAGCUAGAGCCGGAGCGCAGCCUGGGCCGCUUGAGGGGCCGCUUCGAGGACGAGGACGGGGAGUUGGAAGAGGAUGAGGAGCUGGAGGAGGACGAAGAGGAGGAGGAGGAGGAGGAAGAGGAGGAGAUGAGCCACUUCUCGCUGAGGCUGGAGGGGGGCCGGCCGGACUCGGAGGACGAGGAGGAGCGCCUGAUUAAUCUCUCUGAGCUGACUCCAUACAUCUUGUGUUCCAUUUGCAAAGGUUACUUAAUAGAUGCAACUACCAUUACAGAAUGCCUUCAUACUUUUUGUAAAAGCUGCAUUGUAAGACAUUUUUACUACAGCAACAGAUGUCCAAAAUGCAACAUAGUAGUACAUCAGACACAACCUCUUUAUAACAUAAGUGCUAAUGAAGGUACAGGACAUUUUAAGCCAUUGGAAAAGAAAUUUGUCCGAGUUUCAGGAGAAGCAACUAUUGGACAUGUAGAAAAAUUCCUCAGAAGAAAAAUGGGUCUUGAUCCUGCUUGCCAGGUAGAUAUCAUCUGUGGCGAUCACUUGUUGGAGCGGUAUCAAACUCUGAGGGAAAUACGGCGUGUAAUAGGUGAUGCAGCAAUGCAGGAUGGCCUGCUGGUCCUUCAUUAUGGUCUUGUGGUUUCUCCUCUGAAAAUCACUUGAAGAUGUGAGGACUAUUAUGAGGCAGGAAACAAAACAAGGAGGCCUCUGCAGGAUCACAGCUCACCAAAGAUUUCCACAACACAUGUAUUACUACCACUUUGUGCUGUUUGAGACAUAACUUACCUGUUUUCAGCACCAAGAAUCAUAGCAUUUAUAGGUACAACUUGGAAAUGAUGGGAUGCAUCUGUUUUACUAGAGAUUGUAUGUAAAAAGCAUCCAUAGCUCAGGGGAAAAAUUUCAAAGCAUUGAAGAAUUUUUUAAUUCCUUGUGAUUUCAAAUACUUUAACAAUGAUUUUGUUUCCUUAUCUUUGAGGUAAAUUGGUUACUGUUUUCUUCCUUGUUGAGCCAUUUCCCUUUCAAGUUGGUGGUUAGGACUCUGCUUUCUGGAAUGGUAUCAGUUGGGCAGUCAUCCUUUUGGGAAAAAAGUAUGCUUUUUAACUGAAGAUUCAAAGCCAGUUUUUGUUAAACUAUAGAGUGUACCUUAGACAAAGACCAAAACUAUUAGCCACUUUUGUAUGUUGCCAUCAUAUUUUGAACUUCUCAUUUUUUUUUUUUUUACCAGCAAUACUACUACAGAUUAUUAUUCACUUCUAAAAGGGAUGAAUUAUCAUUACUCUGUGUGAAGAAACUGUCUCCCAUAGGGCUUAUGGCUCAUACCAUAAGCCUUCAGUGUAAGACUUCUUUAACAUAUCUUACAACAAGGGGUGCCUCUUUGCAAUAAUAUUAUUUGAGUACAUAGUGUGAUUGUUGGUAUCUUGUAGAGGCACUGCUUCUGAAAAUAAUAAAUUUGAGAAGUUUACAGAAUAUUCAUUGUUUCUUCAAUAAGUCAGUUUAAGUAUUUUUUCCAAUUACUUUGUUACUGGAAUAAAGAAUACAGGUGUUUGAGAUCUCAUUUGCAUGCAAAAAUUUCAGUUUAAACAUUAUUUUACCUAAAAUUAGCAUUGUGAUGCUUUCUUAAAGAAAUAUUUUGUAGACCCUGUUUCACUGCAAAAUUGCCAGGUCUGCUUAGAAAUGAUUACAAUUGGAUAUGAAUUGGCAGUUAUUUUGUAAGGAAUUUGUGAAUUGUGUAUCUCUUCUAACAUUUAAUAAAAAAAUUUUUGAUAAAAAUUUAUUUUAACCUA